Messenger RNA from Pleuronectes platessa (European plaice), 3759 nucleotides. RefSeq names its product oxysterol binding protein 2a (gene osbp2a). Gene Ontology annotation, molecular function: cholesterol binding. Gene Ontology annotation, cellular component: cytosol; intracellular membrane-bounded organelle; membrane. The record is from RefSeq and is a predicted model, not a curated record. The transcript has 14 exons. Bases 1 to 2232 code for a protein of 743 amino acids. NCBI's taxonomy places the organism in Eukaryota, Metazoa, Chordata, Actinopteri, Pleuronectiformes, Pleuronectidae.
AUGAACGAGCUGGUGCGGAGCUUGCCGUCCCCGAGCCUCCCGGGGCUCCACCUGCCGUGCGCGGGCACCUACAAGGGCUGGCUCUUUAAAUGGACCAACUACCUGAAGGGCUACCAGAGGCGCUGGUUCGUCCUCAGCAACGGCCUCGUGUCCUACUACAGGACUAAGGCAGAGAUGGGACACACUUGCCGGGGCACCAUCCCCUUGGCCACAGCGCACAUCGAGGUGGGUGACACCUGCCACAUGGUGUUGACCAGCGGAGGCCGAAGCUACCACCUGAAGGCCACGUCUGAGGCAGAGUGUCAGCGCUGGGUGUCAGCUAUGGAGGAAGCCAAGGCCAACGCCACGCUCUUGAUGCCUCACUCAGAUGACUCAGGAGAUGAAGGCCCCGUACCUCAGGAGGACCGUGCCCUAACCCAAGGGGUGCUCAAGACUCUGGCCGGCAAGCUGGACGACCUGAGCACCUGCAACGAGCUGAUUGGAAAGCACGGCGCCGCUCUCCAGCGUUCCCUCAGCGAGCUCGAGGAGCUGCGUGGAUCCGUAGACAGCCCGGACCGAGUGAAAGCUGUGAACGAGCGAGCCACCCUGUUCCGCAUCACCUCCAAUGCUAUGAUCAAUGCUUGUCGGGAUUUUCUGGACGUAGCAGAAUCUCAGAGCCGGAGGUGGCAGAAGGCCCUGCAGCAUGAGAGAGAACAGCGCCACCAUCUGGAGGAGACCAUCGAGCAGUUAGCCAAACAGCACAACAGCUUGGAGAGAGCCUGGAGAGAGAAUCCCACCUCGUACACAGGUGUGGCUAGGUCUCAGGAGGGGGAUGCAAGUGAUGAGAAUGAUGACGCAGAGUUCUUCGAUGCCAUGGAGGACUCCACUGGAUUCAUAACCGUGACAGCCAGCGACAACGUACAGCACAAGCGCUCGGGGAGUAAUCAGAGUAUGAUGAGCGGAGGAGUGCCCAAUGACUGGACUCACAAUGAGAAUGAGACAUCCGGCACAAACCAGGUUCAGCUUCGAAGAACAAGACGCAGCCGUAUUCCUGACAAACCAAAUUACUCCCUCAAUCUCUGGAGCAUCAUGAAGAACUGUAUUGGCAAAGACCUGUCCAAGAUACCAAUGCCUGUAAACUUCAACGAGCCGCUUUCGAUGCUGCAGCGUCUGACCGAGGAUCUGGAGUACAGCGAUCUCCUGGACCGAGCAGCUCGCUGCGACUCCACCCUGGAGCAGAUGUGCCUGGUGGCGGCCUUCUCUGUCUCCUCGUACUCCACCACAGUCCACCGCACAGCCAAGCCCUUCAACCCUCUGCUGGGGGAGACCUACGAGCUGGACCGACUGGAGGAGUACGGUUACCGCUCCGUUUGUGAACAGGUGAGUCACCACCCACCAGCCGCCGCCCACCACGUGAUGUCACAGAAGGGAUGGACGCUGUGGCAGCACAUCACCAUCGACAGCAAGUUCCGUGGGAAAUAUAUUUCUGUCGUGCCAUUAGGAAACAUACACCUGCAGUUCCACUCAAGUGGAAACCGCUAUGUGUGGAGCAAAGUGACCUCAACGGUGCACAACAUUAUUGUGGGAAAACUUUGGAUUGAUCAGUCGGGGGACAUUGACAUUGUGAACACCACCACCAAGGAAACCUGCCGUCUCAAAUUCUCCCCCUACAGCUACUUCUCCAGAGAUGUCCCACGGAAAGUGACAGGCGUGGUCGAGGAUAGGGAGGGCACGGCUCAUUACAUCUUGUCAGGGACCUGGGACGACAAGAUGGAGAGUGCCAAAAUAGUGGACAGCAGCAAAGGCUGUGGUGGCUCUGAAGGCAAACAGAAGACGGUUUAUCAGACGCUUCAGCCCAAACUCCUCUGGAAGAAAUACCCUCUCCCAGACAAUGCAGAGAACAUGCACUUUUUCUCCUCCCUGGCUUUGACUUUGAACGAAGAGGAGGAGGGGGUUGCACCCACUGACAGUCGUCUGCGGCAGGACCAGCGGCUAAUGGAGGCCGGUCUGUGGGAUGAAGCCAACAUCCAGAAGCAGCGACUGGAGGAGCGUCAGAGGGUGGAGAGGAAAAAACGUGGCGUGCAAGCCAAUCAGGCACUGGAGGAGGGGCAACAAGACAUCGAGGGCUACGAGCCACUGUGGUUUCAGAAGAGGACAGAUGACACAACGGGAGAAAAUACUUACACCUACAGGGGCGGCUACUGGGAAGCCAAAGACAGCCAGGACUGGACCCAAUGCCCCGAGAUUUUCUAAAAGACAAAUUGUUCCCUUUCACCACAGCAUCAAAUCUGCUGAGUGGUUCCUUCUGAUGUGAGGAAUCUCUGUGAGUUAUGUGUGUGUUUGUGUGUGUGUGUGUGUGUGUGUGUGUGUGUGUGUGUGUGUGUGUGUGUGUGUGUGUGUGUGUGUGUGUGUGUUUGUGUGUGCCCUUGUGUGUGACUGUGUGUGUGUGUGCACAGCUGCAGAAUUUCCUGCACAAAGCUCCAACUCCAAGUGACUGAUCUACUUUAUCCCUUCUGUUAUAGCUUGUGUUUACAUAAUGCAGGGCCUCACUUCAGCAGAGAGUUCUUUAUGUGUGUGUGAAUGUGCGUGUGAGGCUGUAAAGAAAACUUCCAGUUCCUGGUGUGAGAGUAUGUGUAAGGGAAUAACCUAGGGGGCAAGGAGUGCUGCAAAUGUUUUGGUACAAGAACUGAAUGUCUUGUUCUCCUCGAAGCUGGAACACGAUCCUCACGCUGGGCUGCGCCAGAGACAUAAAACUUUGAAUGGACCGCUGCAGGAUGAAGCAUUGUUUAUGUGCAGAGAAGGAUUUUUUCACAGCUGAACUUCAUUCACUGAUCCAACUGAUCCUUGGAGAUUUUUUUUUUUACUAGUCUAUUUCUUAAAAUUGCACAAACUGUAUUUUCAAGGAUUUGCAGUUACAGUCGGCUGUGACAGGCUGGAGAGCAGCUUCUUUGUAAUGAAACCCAAAGUAGACAUCUUUCUCUUUGGAUGGACAACGGAUGACAAGACCAUGUUGUUUUACAGGUACGGCUGCACAUCAUUUCAAACCUGCUUAAAGGGGACAUUUUUCCAGGGUUUGGACACUCAGGCUGAGUUGCACAGAAUUUAUUGGAGCUUGAUGCAUAUUAUUGACAUAAUGUCCUGAACCUCUGCUGCAGCAGUUUCCACGACUUUUCCUGCAGCACUAAACCACUUCUAAUAUCUCAGAGACUCUACCAUAGGAGUUCCACUGAAGUAUAAUCUGCUAAACCAGGGGGAUUUUCUCCAGCCAGGGAUUAUACUGCUGUUUGGUGCUUGUUGGUAAUUUUAGCCUUAAUUAUGUAAUAAAGUAGCAAAACCCUGUGAACAUGUUCUCUGAGAUUUGGAGCAGAUUAUUGCAGUCGGACAGACAAUGAUUUCCUUUGAAGGCACUUACAUGUAUUUUUCAGGGUGAAUUUCAUUUUAUUUUUACUCAGAAUAUCAGGGUUUAUCAUAUAUCAAGUGACAACAAACAUAUUCUCUCUAAUUAAAAACACUCAGAAUUGGCUGGUUUUACUAUUACAACUUUUGUAAUAGUAAAACCACACAUGAGAAGAAAAUACUCCCAAGUCAGAAAGGUGUUUUAUGCAGCACAUGUCAUAUAGUAGAAGUGUCAUUUAGCUGAAUCAUAGUUCUAAAUCAGUCCAGAGCCAGAAAACUAUUAAGAGAAAGUUUAGCAGAACAUUAGCUCAGAUUUUGUGUGCUGAUAAACACUGUACAUAAGUAGUUAAUAUGCAUUCUCUUAAUAAACAAUAAUAAGCUGUU